AUGGCGAAAGUGUUGCGCCUGCUGCCCUUGGCGUUGCUGGUGGCCUCAGCGCUGGGCCCCGGGGCAGGCGGCGCGGCCUUGGAGUUUGGGGGCGCAACAGGCCAGUGGGCUCGCUAUGCCCGGUGGGAUGCCAGCUCCUCGGGGGAGCUUAGCUUCAGCCUCAAGACCAAUGUCUCGCGGGCCCUGGUGCUGUACCUAGACGACGGCGGGAACUGCGACUUCCUGGAGCUGCUGAUCCUGGAGGGGCGCUUCCGCCUGCGCUUCACGAUCUCCUGCGCCGAGCCGGCCAGCCUGCACCUGGAGACGCCCGUCAAUGACGACCGCUGGCACAUGCUGCUGCUGACGCGCAACUACCGCGAGACCAUGCUCGUGGUCGACGGAGAGGCCCGCGUGGCCGAGGUCAAGUCCAAGCGGCGCGACAUGACGGUGGAGAGUGACCUCUUCGUGGGGGGCAUCCCGCCGGACGUCCGGCUCUCGGCCCUCACCCUCAGCACCGUCAAGUACGAGAUGCCCUUCCGCGGCAUGGUGGCCAAUCUCAAAGUGGGCGACACGCCCCCCGCCCUCCUGGGCAGCCAGGGCAUCCGCAGUGACACGGAAUACCUAUGCACCAAGCAGAACCCCUGCGUCAAUGGAGGGAUCUGCACCGUGGUCAACAGCGAGGUCCAGUGCGACUGCAGCCUGACCGGAUUCCAGGGCAAAUUCUGCAGUGAAGGUAAGAGGCUGAUGGGGAGCUGGGAGCUGCGGGUUCCUGUGGGACCAGGCCAGCGUUUAAAAUUUGCCAGGCGCAUUUUGCACCUGGCUGUUGACCACUUGCAACCAAGUGGUGAUGGCUGAGCACCAGGAUACUUGAAGUCUCCACCAUCUUGCAGUGCAUGCCUGGGGAUCCUUGGAUCUUGACUGUUUUCACAUACCCUGUAGAAUUCUAUCCGUUAUAGUUCAUCUGCAUCAUCAGAACCAAUUUCAGGAAUCAAAUAGUUGUACAGUCGUACCUCAGAAGUCGAACACAUUGUGAGUUGAAUGUUUUGGCUCCCGAACGCUGCAAACCCAGGAGUGUUCCGGUUUGCAAACGUUCUUUGGAACCCAAACAUCCGACAUGGGUUCCGCGGCUUCAGAUUGGCUGCAGGAGCUUCUUGCAGCCAAUCAGAAGCUGUGCCUUGGUUUCUGAACGUUUUGGAAGUUGAAUGAACUUCCAGAACGGAUUCCAUUCAACUUCCGAGGUACGACUGCAUUGAAAAAUAUGACUUUCAAGCCUUCUGGCCCCAAAAUGGCAACUAGGCAUUCCAUUUUGGCGACUGUAACCCUGGUUUAAGGAGCCAUUUGGCACCAACUUAUAUAUCUGAGUUUCUAACACUGCAUGGGGCUUGCGAGUGGGGAGUGUGAAUGCUUCCGUGGCCUGUACAGCACCUGGCACAUCAGGGAGAGUGUCGCAUGGUGGAAGGGGUCCUAAAAGUUGAUUCAGGCAAAGGAAACAGUAGUCUUGUGAGCCAAAUGCAAUCUGGUCCUCUCUCUGCAUUGCAGAAAAUUGAUGACCCUUUGAGUCCCUUCCAGUUCUAUAGUUCUAGGAUCCUCCUCUAUCUUUUCCGUAAUAAGGAGGAAGGGAUACAGGGCCAUCCUGCAGGGCUGUUGUAAUGAUGGCUAAAAGUAAAGUAUGUAAACAGUUUGAGGAUUUAAGAAAAUCUCUGUAUCUUAUUAGUAGAUCAUCAUUUUGUUGAGCCCCUUUGUGAUGAUGAGAAUAGUAAAUAAAUGAAAGAUGGUGGUGAUUUGUUAACUCUCAGAUAUGUUGAGGUCUGCUGGUGGUCUCUGUGAAGGGCGAGGGUGGGGGUCCCUUCUAGUAUCCUUAAGUUUUGCCUCCACUUCUUUCUGUAUUUUAUUCCGUUCUGUUCAUGUUCUUCCUUUCUCCCAGUGCAGGACCCCAGGCAGCUGACAGCAUAAAUUAAAACACAUACGAGAAACACACAAUAAAUGUAAAUAUGAAAAACAAGCAACUCCAUUAAAACAGCACUGAAAACACUCAAAAUAAUUUAAAUGCGUACACACACACACACACACACACACAGUACAAUAAAAUCUGUUCCCACCUCAGAAUACCUUGUCACAACAGCCAGUUAGUGGUCAUAGGCCUGUCAGAACCAGAGAAGGUCUAUGUUGGCAUGAGAAAGGAAAGCAGAGCAGGGGCUAGGCUAGCCUCCCAUGGGAGGGAGUUCCACAGUCUAGGAGCAGCCCCUGAGAAGGCCCUCUUGUGUGUCCUCCCCAAAUGUGCUUGUGAGGGUGGCUGGCUGAGAGAAAGGCCUCCCCAAAAAAUCUCAGAGCCCAGCCAGGCUCAUAUAUAGGGAUAUAACUAUCCUUUAGAUAGUCUGACCCCCCAACCUGUAUAGGGCUUUGUAGGUCAUAACCAGCACUUUGCAUUGUGCCUGGAAAUGGACCAAUGGAGCUGCUGUAAAAAGGCGUUUCUGUUCUCCCUGUAGCUGGCUCUGGUUAGCAAUCUGGCUGCAGCACUUUGGACCCCCUGAAAUUUCCAAACGCUUUCCAAAGGCAGUCCCAUGUAGAGAGCAUUACAGUAAUCUGAACGGGAUGUAACUAAGGCAUGUAUCACCAUGGCCGGAUCCGAUAUCUCCACGAUCCACCUUCUUCCCUUGCUGAGCCUUUUUUCGGUAAAAACUGAGGUGUCAGGACUCUUUAUCUUGAUAAAUUGUAAAAUACCUCUCCUAACCCCUCUCCUCUUCCUGUGCUCCCUCCCCCCUUCUCUACUGAAUACAUGAACUUUUAAAAAAGCUAAUAAAAUAUAAAAAAUACGUAAUAAAAAUCAAAAUGCAUACCGUUUUAUAGAUAAUGUUUAUUUGAGCUUCAAAGAAUUAAAAAUUCAGACUGCUGCCAAGGGCAUCAGUCACAAAAUGGCUGCUAUGGGGUGCGAAGCGCAGCUUAGAAUUAGAGAACAGAGUCAUGGCCAUUUGCCCCUCACCCACCAUUACCUUGUGGGUCUGUGCAAUAUCCUGCAGGUCUUGUUUGUGGGUCACGCUGUAUUUCCUCCUCUGUCCCUUUCACACUUUCCGCUUAGGAUAGCCAUGCUACUUUUUGAAAAGCCCACUUUUAAUUGGCCACUUUCCUUUUACAGGAAAAAAAGAGAGCUGUGGGACCUAAGUCCGUAACUUGGCCCUGGUUUGGUUUGGGGCUCCACACCCUUUCAUUGAUGGGAAUGUUUGGCUGUUGUUUGCAGGGGUGCAGGAGACCAUGCUCAGGUAUCAACCUCAGGCAGCUGUUGGGACCUCAGGACAGCCUGCUGCUGACACAGGCCCUGGGUCCAAGCAUUCUUAAGCAGCACUGGCUGGCUGGGUCCAGCGGCCAUCUUGAUUUCCCAUGAAACUCCUGGCAGAGCAUCCUGCCUUGUGGGAAAUUAAAUCUCAGCACACUGCUCCCUGCAGCCACCAGGACCCCCCAUUUGCCUGGGACCAGACCUUCCUUGGACUCCUUCCCUCCUGAACUGAGGCUUCCCAGACCCCAUAGGCUUCAGCCUUCCCUGCGCUGGGGGUUGCCAGGCCUCCAGGGGUGACCUGAAGUCUUCAGGUUCACCUGAGCUCCACCUCCCUGUGUCGCAUGGGGAGGACUUGAAUCUCCAGGUUGGCUCAGGGUGCCCUGAGCAGGUGAGAAAGAAUGAUUUGGAAAUACCCCCUUGAGCUAAGGUUUCUGUCUCUGUUUCCAACCAUUUGCUAGACUUUGUGUUUUUAUGUGAAUGACCUGCUGUCAGAGUCUGUGGUUUCUGACAGCACUGGGGUCUUGUCCUCUAGGGCAUCACCAGGGGCUGUCCCAUGGUCUUGGGUCUGGGGUGCAACUGACCUGGCAACCCUACCUGCCCUUCUUCAGCGACAAAAUAGCUCUCUGGGGUCUCCUGGGCUCUGCGCCUGCCCGGCAUGAUUCUCAGUCCCCAGCCAUCCAGCAAUGGCCUUUGAGCCCCACUUCAACCAUCGAUUAAGGUUGAUUUGAUUUCCCUCUCCCUUGUUCCUGAUACAGAUCUUCACUCACCCCUUCUUCCCUAGCCAGGGGGCGGGGAGCCAUUUUGCCAUUUGCUCCAGGUGCCAACAUGUCUUGGGCCAGCCCUGCUUGUGCGUCAGAGGAAACCUGGUCCCCAGCUAUUGCAAUUUAUCCAGCUAUUACUUAUCUGUUUAUGGCCCUGCCUGCUGCUCUGGCGAGCAGCCAGGAUGGGCUGCUGAGGGAGCCAAUUCUGGGGCAGCUGAUCUGGAAGGAUGGAAAGUCCAGGGGGGCCCUCCCCUCCCUGGGCAGACUCCAGUGCUGGAGCCCCUUACAAAAAAGUGGGGGGAGAGAGGUCCUGCAUUGGGAAGCUGUUCCCCUUGGGGGUGAGGGGCCCUGAUUCCUGUGGCUAUUCCAUGCUGCAUUCUGUGCAUGCCCAGAAGCGAUCCUUUUCCGUAUUAUUGCUGGGUGCUGAGCUCAUUUCCCCUCCUGUGCAGGUGGGCAAGGAAGGCAAGCAGGCUCCCUUCCUUUCUUCCUCCCUCCCUGACUCAGUGAUUUGGGGCCUUUUGUCCUCCCCCAGAGCUGAGAGGCACCUCCCUAUCUUAGUGGUGGCAGAGCACUUGCUUGGCAUGCAGAAGGCACCUGGAUCAAUCCCUGGUGAGGUCUAGGGUGGAAUUUGAGAGCCCCCCACUGAAGGUUAAGAGCAGACGGUGCUGGAUACGGUUUAGUGAAGUUAGGGAGGCCACUGUCCCACUUUAGAGAAGGCAGUCCUCUGUUUGAAGAGCUACCCAGUCCAAUCCUAGUUUAGAGAUAAAAAAAGGGGAGAGCGUAGGUGGGGGGACGGGACUUGAAGCUGCCCAUUCUACACUCAGCAGCACCAAGACAGCAGAGUGAGCAGGAAAGAUCCCAAGUCACCUGGUUAUAGUCUUGCUCCCCACUAUGAGGAUAUGUAUUGUCCUUCAAUUUAAAUUAUAGUAAUUAUUUCUAAAUGUCCAUGUAAAUUACUUGUAAAUUAGCAUAUGUACUUCUUUUUUUGCAAAUCUGUGCCCUUGUUUUUUGUUUAAGUUUCUGGCAAUGAGUAAUAGGCCACCCUGAGAGAAAUCCGUCUCAUAAUUGAAGAAAAAAGCGGGAAACCCUUUUGCACCUUCGCCCUGCGAACAUGGCCUCUUACCCUGUGGCAGGCUGUGGGAAGAGUGGUGCAUGUGGUAUGUUCAGCCCACCUUGUAAGCAAGGCCCACUGGGCAGGGUCAGGGAGGGUUCGGGACUCAGUUUCUCCUUCGUUCCCUUUGGGGCACACUGAAGGAACUUAAACGGGACACUGGUGGGAGGUGGCUCAGAGGUGAACUUCCUGGGGGGGGGGAUUCCAUUCAGAGGGCAGGUUCGGGUUGGGGGUGGGCUGGACUGUCUUCCUGCUUAAGGCCCAAGUGAUCACAGCUAAUUAUUAUUGCUAUUAUUAAUUUAUUAAUCGCAUUCUGCACAAUCUUCUCAAGGCGAUGCGCAAUAAAAACUGCAAGACACAGUUAAAAAGCACAAAUGCUUUAAAAAACCCCAAAACAAACAUAAUGUGAUACCAAAUAUACAUUCCUGGCCAAGAUCCAACCAUCCAGCAGGGGAAGCUUGUUGGAACAAAAAUGCAUUCCAUUGUUUCCGGGAAGUGCAGAUAGCGGGCGCCUGUCAUAUCUGGAGAGGGAUGCUGUUUCACACAGAGGCCCACCCCCUGCCAGUAACUCCAAGGUCACAUCAUCCUGGGUCUUUUCUCUGGCCCUCCCCCAGCACCCUUGUGGUAUGUUUCAUUAGUGUGAGUUGCCCAGAGCUGUGUAGAGGGGAAGGACCAUAGGACAGCUGCUUUGCAUGCAGAAGGCCCUGGGUACAAUCCCAUUGGCACCUCCAGGCGAAACCGUCAGGGAGCAGCAGGUGAUGCUGCUACACCUGAAACAUCCUCCAGGUGUUGUCCAGCUCCUAUUUUCGGCAGCCCUAACCACUAGCCAUGCUGGCUGGGCUUGAUAGGAGCUGGAGGCUAGCUUUACCUUCAUCCCUCUGCAACUGAAGUCAUAGAAUCACAGAAUUAUAGAGUUGGAAGGGACCUCUAAGGGCCAACUAGUCCAACCCCCUGCAAUGCAGGAAUCACAGCUAAAUGAUCCCUGACAAAUGGCCAUCCAACCUCUAUUUAAAAACCUACAAUGAAUGAGAGUUAGCCAUCUUCUGAGGGAGUCUGUUCCACUGUCAAAACAGCUCUUACCCUCAGAAAGUUCUUCUGAAUGUUUAUUUGGGAUCACCUUUCUUGUCAUUUGAAUCUGUUGGUUUGGGUCCUGCCCUCUGGAGCAGCACGAAACAAGCUUGCUCCAUCUUCCAUGGGGCAGCCCUUCACAUAUGACUCUCCUCUCCAUCCCCUCUUCUCCACACUGAACAUCCCCAGUGCCUCAACCGUCCGUUCCUCAUAAGGCUGGGUUUCCAGGCCUUUCAUCAUCUCGACCACCUUCCUCUGCACACCUUCUACCUUGCAAAAUAUUCUUCUUAAACUGUGGCACCCAGAACUGGACACAGGACUCCAGGUGGGGUCUGACCAAGCGGUACUACGACCUGGAAGAAAUUUGAGUUCCUGCUCUGAGUCUUCAUGGGCAUUUGGGUUCCUGACAACUUGCCGAUUCAGAGCCUUGAACAUGCCUGCCUGCCCAGGCGCCAUCCUAAGUUCUCCGUUCCCCUUUUUUCCCUUCCCAGCUCAGGGCCAAGGACAACAAUUUCAGACUCUUGCAUCGCAACCAGACGACGGGAGUUUACAUAACCCCUCGUCUCGCACAAGGCACCAAAUAGUGCUCGCUUACGUCAAGAAUACUCUCCCGCUUCUCUUCUACAUGCAGACACACAACACAACACCCACAUGCCGCCGGCACUUGGGCUCAGCCCACCCGCCCACUCGCCUGCUCUCCGGAAGCCUGUUGUCUGGAGAGGGAGGCUGGCUAGCAGAUGGCGGUGGCGGCAACCGACUUGGCCGGUUGCCGUGGAGAUGGGCUUGGCAGGGGAGCCUCUCGUGCAGCCGGAGGAGACACCAGGGCCGCCUGACUCCUGCCGCCGCCGCCACGGCUGUUGUCGGCCCUCGCAAAGGAGGCUGUCGUGACGGGCAGGCUGGGCGGCUGUUGCCUAGGCCGGUUGCCGUGGAAACGCUGGCCCAGGCUGGCUGA
Messenger RNA from Podarcis lilfordi (Lilford's wall lizard), 7142 nucleotides. The record is from the annotation of a GenBank genome assembly. Lineage: Eukaryota; Metazoa; Chordata; Lepidosauria; Squamata; Lacertidae.